Tigriopus californicus is the source of this 663-nucleotide messenger RNA. RefSeq lists its product as uncharacterized. The transcript has 3 exons. The record is from RefSeq and is a predicted model, not a curated record. Bases 109 to 618 code for a protein of 169 amino acids. Lineage: Eukaryota; Metazoa; Arthropoda; Copepoda; Harpacticoida; Harpacticidae.
AUAUAUUUGGACAAAUAGGCUCAGACUCGUCAGUAACGUUCAAACACGAGUGCAGCUAUCCUCAACAUGAAUAAAGGUCUAACCCUCGUAAUUUUGUGACUCCUGGCCAUGGUCCAAGCCCUGAAGGCUCAAAGUUGCAAUGGCCAGUACAACGAAUGUUCCACUGACGAAUCCAAUCAAGCAUUUACCAAGAAGUAUCGUGGACUACCAUUAAUGCCCGAAGCGGAAGCUGCCUCCAUGAUUGAGCGUAAGGGAAAGAAGAUCACACUGAAGAAACACAUCACGGCGCAAAUCAUUCCUUGGGGAGACGAGGGCAUUGGCGGCAUUGGCACCUGGACUAUCACCCGAAAUGACAAGGAGGUCGAUGAGGGAUACAGGAUAUGCAGUUGCGAUGGUACCCAAGAGAAGUCCCUUAGCACGGGAUCAGUGCCCAACGGAGAAGUGAAGCCCAUCACAACUUUCUUUUACCAAUUCAAGAAUGACCAGAUCCGAAACUUGAACAACAAGGCUCUUACAUUCGACGUUUUGUUCACGGACGACUGCUCAACUGGUCGAUGUCGGCAAAGUGGAAGAAUGCGGUGUACCUCAGGAAAAAAUGACCCUUGCUUUAGGGUCUGAAUGAUAUUAUUUGAAUUGAUUAAUAAAUCACAUCUAUUCACUCAA